This is a messenger RNA of Doryrhamphus excisus (bluestripe pipefish), 2405 nucleotides long. RefSeq names its product solute carrier family 35 member H1 (gene slc35h1). The record is from RefSeq and is a predicted model, not a curated record. NCBI's taxonomy places the organism in Eukaryota, Metazoa, Chordata, Actinopteri, Syngnathiformes, Syngnathidae.
GCUUCGUCGAAAGCCUUCCGCGCCCUCUUGAGCUCCUCAUUCAUGGUGAGCAGAUCUUUGACCCUGGCGAACUUCCUGGGGUCUUUCCGUAUGAGGAAGACAAUGUCCUCCACCUGGACGCGGCCCUGGCGUCCGAUGGACAUGGCUUUGUGGGUCAUUUCCGUGAUGAACUCGAUGACAAGGUCCUCUAGGAUGUCCACUGACUCGGUGUACGGGUUCUGGUCGUCCCCGAAGCCGUACAUCAUGCAGCGGAGCUCCUUGGAGAAGAGCCUCUUCCUGCGGCCGUGGCACACGUCCACUCCUCCGCAACCUUCGUCCAGCUCCUCGUCGAAGGCGGUCUCGUCCUCCUCGUCCGCCAUUCUGCCAGGGAAACAUACCGGAUUCAUUACAUUCCACCGAGAAUUCCCCAGAUGAGUACAUUACCUGGGAUUCAGCGAAGAAUCGUCGUGAGCUGUUGAUUACAAGACAACGUCCGCGUUUGGGUCCUCGACCCGGAAGUGAUUCCUACAGGCUCUGGUGAACCUACUAGGUAACAUUGCCCCGCUGUGGUGCAUUUCCACCGCGUCCACUUCCAGUUGGGUAACUGACGUGUACUUCAGUUCUCGUUUUUCAUGAACAACCCAAAUAAGUCUGUGAUUUUACUAUUCUUUCCGCUGCGUGUGCUGCUACAACGCAUGCGCACUGCCAACGCGCUUCCAAGGUUCGCGUUUGUUAUGAGGUCAGAUAGCAGGUCAUGCUAGUAAUGCUGAUAUUCGUCAGUGGAGUUUGUUAAACUGGUAGUACCACAACUAAGUUUGCCAAGUCAGCUGUCAAGUGUAGCGUAGAGUGCUACAAUCAAGUUGUAUUUAAGAAUAAAUAGUAGUAGCAUUUAGCAUAUGAAACAUAUGGACGUCCCUUUUAGCUGACAAGCUAGCAAACGCACCUCGUCGUAAAAUGCAGUACAGUACAAAAAGGUGCAGAUAGCAUUUCUUCUACACUAGCUGCCUGUUUUAUGGCGUUCCCGGUCCAGUUCCUGUGCAGGACCCUCCGGACUUUGGGACUGGUUCUCCUCUACUACGUCUUCUCCAUCGGCAUCACCUUCUAUAACAAAUGGCUGAUGAAGGCCUUCCACUAUCCUCUCUUCAUGACGCUGGUCCACCUUGCCAUCAACUUCUGCCUAUCGGCGCUGACCCGGCGGGCCAUCCAGUGUUGGACGGGGAAGACUGGCGUUCUCCUCAGCUGGACAGAUUACCUGCGCAGAGUGGCUCCCACAGCCCUGACCACGGCACUGGACAUUGGACUCUCCAACUGGAGCUUCCUGUUCAUUACCAUUAGCUUGUACACCAUGACCAAGUCCUCAGCGGUGCUCUUUAUUCUCUUUUUCUCUCUUCUCUUCAAGCUGGAAGAGCCGAACCCUUUCUUGGUCCUGGUGGUCCUGCUGAUCGCCAGCGGCCUGUUCAUGUUCACCUUCCAGUCCACCCAGUUCAACCUGGAGGGCUUCGUCAUGGUGCUGCUGGCAUCCUUCAUCGGGGGGAUCCGAUGGACCCUCACUCAGGUGCUCAUGCAGAAAGCCGAGCUGGGCCUCCAGAACCCAGUGGACGCCAUGUACCACCUCCAGCCCCUCAUGUUCCUCGGCCUCUUUCCUCUCUUCCUGUAUAAUGAAGGAUUGAUCCUGACCACCUCAGACAAGUUGUUCCGUGUGACGGAGUUGUGGCCUGUGUUGUAUUCGCUGCUGUUGUUGAGCAUGGGAGGAAUCCUGGCCUUUGGUUUGGGCUUUUCAGAGUUUCUGCUGGUUUCAAGAACCUCCAGCCUCACCUUGUCCAUAUCAGGCAUCUUUAAGGAGGUGUGCACGCUGCUGCUGGCAGCAUGGCUGAUGGGAGACAAGAUGAGCGCCCUCAACUGGCUGGGUUUUGCAGUGUGCGUGUGUGGCAUUGCACUACACGUGGUUCUCAAGACCUAUUAUUCCAAAAAUAAACUCCCCUCCUUACGGCAGCUGAAUAGUCGGAGCCCUGAGCUCCAGCUGCCUUUGCUGAGGCACAAUGAAGACCAUUCUGAUGAGGAGGAGGAGGAGGAGGAGGAAGAUAUAUAAUACACCAUCAUCAUCCUCGUGGUGCAAGCCAUCAUCAUUUGCCUCAGGGAUUUAUUGAAAUAUGAUAGAAUGCCUUGGAAUGUUCUACGUGAGGCGAGUCUAUAGGAGAUGGAAAUCCUCAUCACGUCUGCAGGCCAUGAAAAAGUAGUCAACCAAUAUUGCAAGCACACUUGGUGGCCAUGUUGUUGUGAGCAGCCUGGACAUCAUUUCUUCCAACAUGUGGAUCUUUGCUGCUAUGUAGUACUAUGUGGUAUCCUUACUUCAAUGUACGAGUCCUGCUGUUUUCUGUUAAAAUAGGACUGAAGCCACGCGUCAAGACGUACUGAAAGCCAUGAAA